GCCGCCUAAGCUAAAGUAAAGGCAAGUCUGGCUUUCAAAAGAUUUCAAAAGCCAAGAAAGGCUCCUAAUUUCACCUAUAUAUUCUCACCCACCUUCGCCUCCUAAUCAAACUCAUACAACUCCUUCACAAACCUCUCCAAUACUAUUCUACUCUAGUUGAAAAUGGCAACAGUGAGGGUUCCAUCUCAAUGCAUGUUGAGAACUGCACCCAAAAGUCAGCUCACUAGUGCCAUUAUCAAGAGUCCAAGGUCUCUAGGAUCAGUAAGGAGCAUCUCCAAGUCCAAGGGCUUGAAAUGCUCGCAAAACUUCAAAGCAUCGAUGGCAGUGUACAAAGUGAAGCUGAUUGGACCAGAUGGCGAAGUGAAUGAAUUUGAAGCCGCUGAUGAUACAUAUAUUCUUGAUGCAGCUGAGGAAGCUGGAGUUGAGCUUCCUUACUCGUGCAGAGCUGGGGCUUGCUCCACUUGUGCAGGGAAAUUGAAGUCAGGCUCAGUGGAUCAGUCUGAUGGUUCGUUCCUGGAUGAUAAUCAAAUGGAGGAGGGUUAUGUGCUGACCUGCGUUUCCUAUCCGACUGCGGAUUGUGUGAUUCAGACACACAUGGAGAGUGAACUUUGCUGAAUGUUGUUGCAGUGAGAAUUCACUAGGUGGUGAAAUAUUUUCUGUAACAUUAUUAGGGUGAAGGUUUUUUGGACCUCUCCUAAUUUUUAUAAUCUGUAUGCUGGUGGAAUUAGCUAAAUUAGAUCUAAAACUGUUUUUUUUUUC
Messenger RNA from Mercurialis annua (annual mercury), 759 nucleotides. RefSeq names its product ferredoxin, root R-B1. Gene Ontology annotation, molecular function: electron transfer activity; 2 iron, 2 sulfur cluster binding. The transcript is spliced from 2 exons. Gene Ontology annotation, biological process: electron transport chain. Gene Ontology annotation, cellular component: plastid. The coding region runs from base 163 to 615 and encodes 150 amino acids. Lineage: Eukaryota; Viridiplantae; Streptophyta; Magnoliopsida; Malpighiales; Euphorbiaceae. The record is from RefSeq and is a predicted model, not a curated record.